CUGAGAUUUUGGACAAUACAAAAAAAGCAUGUUGCAUGACAUUUGAGCAUGGCUGCACAUUCCAUAACACUGCAGUUUGUUAAUUCAUGGUUUACUAAAUUAUAUUUUGUUUUUCCAGGAAUUAACCUACUUCACAAAAAAGGAGAUUCUAUAUGCUCAUAAGAGGUUUAAGAAUCUGGCACCUGAAAAAGUUGGUCACAAUAGGAAUGUUAAACUACCAAUGGAUAAGCUUCUUACUCUACCGGAAUUAAGAGCAAACCCAUUUAGUGAGAGGAUGUGCUUGAUUUUCUCAUCGACCAAGGAUGGGGACUGUACGUUUGAAGAUUUUCUUGACAUGAUGUCAGUAUUCAGUGAAGCAGCACCAAAGUCUGUAAAAGCCGAUUAUGCGUUCCGAAUUUUUGAUUUUGAUGGCGAUGAUUAUCUUGGAAGGAGAGAUCUCGAAGAAACCAUUACAAGGCUUGUGUCUCCUCAGCGUUUUUCACAGAGUGACAUGGAGGCCUUGGUGACAAGAGUUUUAGAAGAAGCUGAUCUUGAUGAUGAUGGUAUGCUGUCAUUUGCUGAAUUUGAACAUGUAAUCUCUAAGUCUCCUGACUUUGCAAACUCAUUUAGGAUUCGGCUGUGAUGCAGGAGGGAGGGGAGUAGUCUACUUUUUUUGUUUAGAUACUACAGUUUCUUAAUUCCAUCCUUGAUGGACGUGGAUAAUUUUAGAAAUAUCUUCUUGUGUUCAAGCUGUGGAAAAUGGGUUUUAUUUGAAUUAGCAGUUAUUUUGCUCUGAAAAUGUUUAGUUGUCCAGGUGUACUCUGUCAUGUUGCAUGUUCUUCUGAUACCAAAGAUGCAUUCAGUAUUAUAGAAAAGUUUACUCAGAAAUGUUUGCUUAUACAUUUAAUGUUCUUAAUAUAUAUAAUUAAUAAUUUAUGUACAAUUUCUUUAAGGAUAAUAUACUUCCACCCAUACUAUGAAAUUUGAAGCAGGUGAUUGGGGUUUGCAUUGUUCAGAUCAUUUUAAUAUUACUUAGUAUUUGAUGUUAUGUGGUCCCUGAUGUGCUCACCAAAACUAUAUUUAUGUAUCCUUACAUUUUGUUAAAGUGUUUUUUGUGAUCUGCAAUGGAGCCUUUUGUGUCACAAAGUGAUGGAGGUGAUAUACCAAAGAUAGUAUGAACAUGCUAUUUGUCCCUUGCACAUUUAUGCUCCUUUUAUACGUGAGAUUUAAGUUUGAUUCGACUCCCCUUAACAUUAUUGGUGACAAGUAAAUAUUUAUUUUACAUCAAAUUAUGCUUUUGGCACAUAAUUUCAUGUAACUGAGGUACAUUCAUUGAAAGUCUUUACAGUUAUAUCUGAAGGAAUAUUGGUAAUUACCAUAAUUCAUUUUGUCUUCCAUCAUUCAACUUUAUUGUUUAAAUCUCCAGGUUGUUUGACUUCGAAAUUACCAUUUUUCUGAGAUAUGGCAAAUAUGAAAUUUUUGCUUACUUGAAUUUUACUCAUGAUCAGACUAAUUGUAGCUCAAGUUUUGGAAAAUAUAUAAAAUGUUGGAUUUAUAUAUUUGUAAUUUCUGUAAAAAUUUUAAUUGGGUUUGGUACAGUAUAAGGAAAUUUGUUGGCAAUUUUCUCUUACCACUUGUGCUCAUAGUAUUUCUGUUGUUCAUCAUAGAGCUAAGGAAUUGCUAAUUAAGCUAGAAAUUUACUUUCAAAUAUUAGCUUUUCAACAUUAACUGGAUAGGACUGUACACAAAUGUAUUUUAAGAGUUCUCCAUUAAUCGGUGAAUAUUUUUUUAUGCUUUUUAUUUUGUUAAAUAUUUUAUGUUAGGUUUGCAGCAAUUAUAGUAAAAAUCUGCUUAUUACAGGUUGUUGAAACUAUCAGAUACAUUUAUACCCUGUAUUGUAAUUUUACUUAAAUAUAUUUAAAGCAAUAAAGAAUUGUCAUGACUA
Molecule: messenger RNA, 1924 nt
Organism: Macrobrachium nipponense
Lineage: Eukaryota; Metazoa; Arthropoda; Malacostraca; Decapoda; Palaemonidae
Product: calcium and integrin-binding protein 1-like
Exons: 6
Coding region: 221-622 (133 amino acids)
Molecular function (GO): magnesium ion binding; calcium ion binding
Source: RefSeq, a predicted model, not a curated record